CCGUAUUCUGCUAAAUCAAGGAUAUUAUUACCUUCUCCGGCCGACUAGCCCACCCUUUAGAGAUACUUCUCAUGGCUGAUAGAUCUACACAAGCACGAAGUGGCGGUCGCAAAUACCGUUCCAAGAAGCAAAGGCCCUGUGACUCUUGCCGCUCGAGGAAGACACAGUGUAAGAUCCUAGACGGCGACUUGGCAUGUGAGCUGUGCAAAAGACUGAAUCGCUCAUGCACUUUUGUUUUGCAGCCUCUGAGAAAAGAGCGGCCGACAUGCGUUCAGGGUGGAGCUCCCAAACCCCAGCAGCAUAGGCUUGACAAUGGUCAAGGAGCGCAAAUGUCUAGUCCGGACCUUGACAACUCUAUUACAACUACACAAAUUCCAUCGACUUGGCAGAAUGGUGUACACACCUAUGAUCUGGGCUCGCCAUCUAAUAUUCUAGCAAUUGAAUGGUCCUCCAUGGACUUCUCUCUUGGCGGAUUUGACCAAAAUCAGCCACCAUCGACCAAUCGGGUAACGGAAUCCGGGUUAGAAGGCCAAAUUGUGCGUCAAGUCGAGCAACACAAUGGCGGGAAUGGUGCAUACACUCUCGAGUCUGUGCCUCCGAUCGACGAUAUAUCUCCUUCAUAUACAAACAGCUCAAUGGAACGGAUGAACGGCGACCCUAAUCCAGACGUUUCUGGAGAUGAACAUGACUUGGAUCGAUUCAUCCAGGGGCUCUGGGACAGAAGAGAAUCGAAUCAUGCCUUCGACUGGCCGCACGAGUUCUCCAUCGAUUCCAGGAGAGGCUAUUCGAAUCAGGUAAUAGGUCUAUCUGGGGAGUCAGACCCGUUCCUUCUCCGCUAUCAUCGGUACAACAUUAAUGAUACGUAUCCAAUGUUUAGACUGGAUUUUCGAAAUAUCAUGGGGGAUGAGAAGCUACAGCCGCCAGCUGAAAACAGCACCCUUGGAGGACUACCCCUUCCCGUCGGCUAUAUCCCUAUCCAGUUUGUGAUGACAGACGAGAACAUCUGUCAGGAUGAUUUGGAGACUGCAGAGGCGAUGUUUUCAGGAUGCAAGACUGAGCUGGAGGACCUUGGACUCCUCAAAAGCCUCGUGCCAGUUGAUCUCGGUGCGCGUCUACUGAAUUUAUAUGUUCGAUUUGUUCAUCCAAGAUUUCCUGUGUUGUCUGUCAAUGACUUCAAAAAUCUUGAAGACUACUGUUGCGUUGGACUUCCCAUCGGCAUACAAGCUGCUGUAUUCGCUUUGGCUGCGCCUUUCAUUUUCUUGGACGACGAACUGAGCGUUUCGAAGGGAUACUUGCAGUUGUCCACAACGGAGCUCUGGUCUAUCGCGCAUCGGAGUUAUCUUCGCUGCACUCGCACUUCACAUCUCUCGUCUUUGCAACUGUGUCUUCUUCUGCUCCAAAUGCCUCCCCGGAACUUCGCCGUGGCAGAGCCACCUAGCACGUGGGCCUUGUCUUGCUCAGCUUUGUCUCUUGCUGAGAGCCUAGGAGUCAAUUUGGACCCUUCCGCCUGGCGUCUACCUGCUAAUGAGAUGCGAUUGAGGAAGAGGUUGUGGUGGUUGACUUAUGUUCAACACACCUGGCAUGCCCUCUUACUUGGACGUCCAUCACAUUUGAACGAUGACAAUUGGGCUGUUUCGGAGCUUACUAAGGAUGACUUCGACUUGAAUGAGCAACUGGAUGAGGAAACCAAUGAAUACGUCAACUUGCAGAUUCCCAUUCUCAUUGCUCUAUGCAGCUUAUCGACAAUUGCUGCCGAAGUACUGAGUCGACUUUUUACAUUGAAAGCAGCACGUGGGUCACCGUCUUUGGACGCAAUUUUAGCUCGCGCUCAGUCAUUACGAGCACGAAUCGAGACUUGGAGGCAGACUCUUCCGGUUCUGUCUGCGAAGUUGUCAACCUUGGACGACGAUGACCUUGAACAAUGCGCUGCUUUGCGAUUAUCUCACUUGACUCUUGAAAUACUCAUAUACCGAGCUCUCCUGCGCCAUUUGUCAUACCAGACCAUAUCACCAGACGAAGGAACUAGAGAACUAGUUUCAACGAUCUUUGAAAACACAUACAUUUGCUCCAAGUUAGGCACCGAGAUUAUCAGUUCACUGAAACCAAGACAUUUUGCGAACUUCUGGCCUCAAUACGCGAGAUAUCAAUUAUGUUAUAUAUCAAGUCUCAUUUUGCUCAGCUUCGCACAAUCACCAACGACAGGGAUUGCACAUCAAAAUAAGGCUCUCCUUGGCAAAUGGAGAAACACCUUACGAGCUCAGGCAAGGGCAUGGCCACUAGCCAGGCUUGCUACGAUGAGGUUGGAUGCCGUAUUUUGGAAGGGAUUGUCUGCUGUUAUCCAUGGAACCGGCCCCGAUAGUCCUGCGAUGUCACUACUCAAAGAACAAGACCUACGAGUGUCUGGAGACAGGGUUUCACAAUAAGGGCUUCUACCUUCAGUACCAGGCUGCAAAGGGAGACUUUGCUUCAUUCGUCACUUAUCCGAGUAGACGUUCUACAGCUAUAGCCUAUGAGAAAUACCAUGUAUUGUACGACUAUUUAUCAUUUGUCCAGUCUCCAAGCCACGAUGUGAAUUUGCUAACGAAUACUUUCAUGCAACUCGUGAGCAGAGGAGCUGUGUUAUGCUACCAGCCUAGUAGGGACAAUUGUAGUCUAUAGAAGUCUGAGUAAGCAAGUUGCCUUUGUGGCCGCGAUUGGCUCUCAUUUGCGAGAAGUGGGGGUGAGCAAUAAUGAGCAAAUAUUCACCUUUUCAACAACCAAAUAUUGUACCCCUCCCAUCGGCGGACGACGAUCCAGACUGAACGGCGAAGUUCGCCGUCACUAGGAUUCCCUUAUCUU
Messenger RNA from Mollisia scopiformis, 2838 nucleotides. RefSeq lists its product as uncharacterized. Gene Ontology annotation, molecular function: zinc ion binding; DNA-binding transcription factor activity, RNA polymerase II-specific; DNA binding. The record is from RefSeq and is a predicted model, not a curated record. The transcript has 4 exons. Gene Ontology annotation, biological process: DNA-templated transcription. NCBI's taxonomy places the organism in Eukaryota, Fungi, Ascomycota, Leotiomycetes, Helotiales, Mollisiaceae. The coding region runs from base 72 to 2423 and encodes 783 amino acids. Gene Ontology annotation, cellular component: nucleus.